Messenger RNA from Cordyceps militaris CM01, 1512 nucleotides. RefSeq names its product Major facilitator superfamily transporter. Gene Ontology annotation, cellular component: membrane. Gene Ontology annotation, molecular function: transmembrane transporter activity. Gene Ontology annotation, biological process: transmembrane transport. The record is from RefSeq and is a predicted model, not a curated record. The coding region runs from base 1 to 1512 and encodes 503 amino acids. NCBI's taxonomy places the organism in Eukaryota, Fungi, Ascomycota, Sordariomycetes, Hypocreales, Cordycipitaceae. The transcript has 3 exons.
AUGUCGCAGACGAUGACUGCCACGAGCAACCCGACGCACACGUCCACGGCACCGAGCGUCCUUGAGCUGCGCACUCUCGGCGGCGCAGACCCCUCGCCCCCGGAUCACAACGUCGUCUCUACCAGUCUACAAGAACAAGGACUCGUAUCGUCUGCCAGCCAGGACGUUGGCGGAAGCGCGCCGCCCCCGGAUGCGCAGAGUGUAGUUGAACGAUGGAACUACCCCCGUGACAAUAUUGGCAAAAUGGCCUUUGCUUUCGUGUCGUUCAUUGUCGCUGGCAUGAACGAUGGCGCUAUUGGCCCAUUACUGCCCUAUGUAAGUCGACGGGAACCAUUUCUUGGUGGCAACGGGGCUAAUCUAGGCGUGCAGCUCGAAGACUACUACGGUCUCGGUAAAACAGUCAUCUCGCUCAUCUUCUUGACGCCCUUUAUCGGAUACUCUGUGGCUGCGUUUACGAAUGCACGCAUUCACGUCAGAUUUGGGCAGCGCGGAAUCGCCAUCAUGGCGCCGCUGUGCCAUCUCAUCACAUUCGCCGUCCUUGCGUCUCACCCACCCUAUCCGGCCUUGGUUGUGGCCAACGCCAUUAGCGGGUUCGGAAACGGCUUGACGGAUGCUUGUUUCUGCGCAUGGGUUGGCGCCAUGGACAAGGCCAAUACGAUCCAGGGUUUCCUGCAUGCCUGCUAUUCGCUCGGAGCGCUCUUCUCGCCUCUCAUCGCCACCAGCAUGGUUGUCCAAGCCCAGCUUCCGUGGUUCAAUUUCUACUACAUCUUGGUGGGCAUGUCGGCGAUUGAACUCUGCGGCCUUUCAUACUUCUUCUGGGAUAAAACGGGAAGUGUGUAUGAAGCAGAACACAAGCGAGAAAAUCCCGACGCAACAGGCGCUGGCACUAGAGAAGCUAUCAGAUCACCCGUUACAUGGCUAUGUGCGCUGUUCUUUUUCGCCUACAUGGGCGUGGAAGGUAUCUACUCGACACUGGGAAGCCAAGACAGUAUCAUGCUAACAACCACUACAGUUGGGCUGGGAGGCUGGGUAGUCACAUUCAUGUUGAAUGUCCGCCACGCUUCAGCUUACGCUUCCGGUAUUUCCGCAACCGGGUUCUGGACUGGCAUGGCCCUCGGUCGUGCCACUCUUGGCUUUGUGACGGAGCGGUUCGGCGAACGCCUCUGUCUGACCAUCUAUUUGGCCACGUGCCUCGCUCUGGAGCUUCUGUUCUGGCUUGUCCCCGAGUUCAUCGUUUCGGCCGUCGCGGUAGCGUUCUUGGGCUUUUUCCUGGGGCCCAUGUUCCCUGGGGCCGUCAUGGUCACAACGAAACUGCUGCCAAAGCGAAUCCAUGUAAGUGCGAUCGGGUUUGCGAUGAGUAUGGGCGGCACGGGCAGUGCCGUGUUUCCAUUUAUUAUCGGUGCUGUUGCGUCCAAGAAGGGGGCUGCUGUCUUGCAACCAAUCAUUUUGGCCCUCAUUGCAGUCAUAACUCUGGUGUGGCUUAGUUUCCCGCGUAUCAAGAAACGCGAUUGA